AUGUCCGUCGCAGCUUCAACAUGGAUAACAUCCCUCUCGUGUACAUUCCCUGUGAAGCAAACCUCAGGGGACACGUUUAUCUCAACAAUGCUGCAAUGCCUGAGAUUUCUCUUCCUCUCGCCAUGUCCUCAAAGAGCUAUAUUAUCUUUCCUGGAUGUCAUGCUCCUCUUGUUUCUCUUCGUGUUUGCUGUCACCAAGCUCUGGAAAAGGUUCACCUCCGGUGCCGGUUUCGCCACUCACCUCAAUGAGCCACUCGUCAGAAGUAACCGAUGCAUUUUCUUAACAACUAUUCGCUUCAAGCUAUCCUUAACCGCAGAGGUUGUUUUAACUAUACUUUACACGGUUGCUAGCGUUCUUGCGUUUAGCAGUUCCUCCAAGGUGCCCUGGAAACAAGUUGACGACGCAUUUUGGUUAGUCCAGGCCAUAACGCAUGUGGUGCUUGUAGUCUUAAUCAUCCAUGAGAAAAUAUUUGAAGCCGUUACCCACCCUCUUACAGUUCGAGUUUAUUGGAUCGUGAAUUUCUUUGUCACUUCGUUGUUCACAGUUUCUGCGGUUAUGCGUUUGGUCACCGUGUACGUGAGUGAAAGAAACGACUUCAUUGUGGAUGACGUGGUCUUUUUCAUUUCACUUCCUCUGUCGUUAUUUCUUCUUUUUGCUGCGGUUAAAGGGACCACCGGCAUUGUUUUGUCGACAGAAGAAAUUCAAAAACCUUUUUUCGAGGAAACCAAAUUGUAUGAUGGGAGUGAGAGAAAAUCUGAGGUUACUGGCUUCGCUUCAGCUUCUAUAUUAUCUAAGGCUUUUUUGACUUGGAUUAAUCCCUUGUUGCGUAAAGGGUACAAGUCCGCACUGAAGACUGAUGAUGUUCCAACGCUUUCUCCACAGCAUAGAGCUGAGAGAAUGUCGUCUAUUUUUGAAUCAAAAUGGCCUCAACCAAACGACACAUCAAAGCAUCCGGUUAGAAUGACUUUGCUUCGGUGCUUUUGGAAGGAGAUAGCCUUCACUGCCUUCCUUGCAUUCAUUAGGCUCUGUGUCAUGUUUGUCGGGCCAGUUCUAAUACAAAGUUUUGUUGAUUUCACAUCAGGGAAGAGAAGGUCUGAAUAUGAAGGAUACUACCUCGUGUCGAUUCUUCUCAUUGCUAAGUUCAUUGAAGUCAUGGCUUCUCAUCAUGUCAACUUCCAAUCUCAGAAGCUUGGGACGCUUAUACGGAGCACUCUUAUCCCCGCUUUGUAUGAGAAGGGGUUAAAACUAUCAUUCUCCGCUCGGCAAGAUCAUGGGUUGGGAACCAUUGUGAAUUACAUAGCUGUUGAUACCCAGCAACUCUCUGACAUGAUGCUUCGGCUAAAUACUGCGUGGAUGGUGCCACUUCAGGUUGUCAUUGGCUUGUUUCUGCUUUACAAUUGUCUUGGUGCUUCAGUGAUCACCGCGUUUCUUGGUCUUCUUGGUGUUUUUGUGUUUGCUGUGAUUGGUACUCGUAGGAACAAUCGCUUUCAAUAUAAUGUUAUGAGGAACCGUGACUCAAGAAUGAAAGCUGUGAAUGAGACACUUAAUUACAUGCGCGUGAUCAAGUUUCAGGCCUGGGAGGAACAUUUCAGCCAGAGAAUUAUGGGAUUCCGUGAGACUGAGUUUGGGUGGCUCUCCAAGUUUAUGUUCACUACAUGUGCCAAUAUGGUUUUGAUGUGGAGCGCGCCCUUGUUGAUAUCAACUCUCACGUUUGGUACGGCUAUUUUGCUGGGAGUUCAACUUGAUGCUACAACGGUCUUCACAACGACAGCCGUGUUCAAGAUAUUGCAGGAGCCUAUUACAACAUUCCCACAGUCUAUGAUAUCUCUCUCACAAGCAUUGAUAUCACUGGAGAGGAUAGAUAAGUUCAUGUUGAGCAGGGAAUUGUUGGAUGAUUCAAUUGAGAGAAAAGAAGGAUGUGGUGGACAAACAGCAGUGGAAAUCGCAGAUGGGACUUUUAGUUGGGAUGAUGGUAACACGCAGCAGGACUUGAAAGAUAUUAAUUUGGAGAUAAAAAAGGGGAAUGUUUCGGCUAUUGUUGGGACUGUAGGAUCAGGAAAGUCCUCUCUCCUCGCAUCCAUUCUUGGAGAGCUGCGUAAGAUUUCUGGAAAGGUUCGGGUUUGUGGGAGUGUUGCUUAUGUUGCACAAACAUCUUGGAUUCAAAAUGGGACCAUUGAAGAAAACAUUCUCUUUGGUUUACCUAUGGACAGACAGAGGUACAAUGAAGCUAUCAGGGUGUGUUGUUUGGAGAAAGAUUUGGAAAUGAUGGAUUAUGGGGAUCAGACAGAAAUUGGAGAGCGUGGUAUCAACCUGAGUGGAGGCCAGAAGCAGCGUAUACAACUUGCCAGGGCUGUGUAUCAAGACUGUGAUGUAUAUCUUCUUGAUGAUGUCUUCAGUGCUGUUGAUGCUCAUACUGGUUCUGAAAUAUUUAAGGAAUGUGUGAGGGGAGCUCUGAAAGGCAAGACCACUCUUCUUGUAACGCACCAAGUAGAUUUCUUACAUAACGUGGAUCAAAUAUUUGUGAUGAGGGACGGUAUGAUAAUCCAAUCAGGAAAGUACGAUAAUUUAGUAGAAUCUGGAAUGGAUUUUAAAGCUCUGGUGGUUGCACAUGAGACCUCCAUGGAACUGGUAGAGCAGAGUGUGGUCAUGCCUGCUGAAAAUUUCAACAAGCCAACGAAAUCUCCAGAGGUGGCUUCUAUUUACAAGGGAUCCAAUGGUGAAAGCAAUUCUCUUGAGCAGGCCAGAUCUAGCAACAAAAGUUCUAAACUCAUCAAAGAAGAGGAAAAAGAAAUCGGCAAAUUGAGCUUACAUAUCUAUAAACUCUACUUCACUGAGGCUUUUGGGUGGUGGGGUAUUGCAUUAGUAUUGGUUCUUUCUUUGUUAUGGCAAGGGUCUUUGAUGGCAAGUGAUUAUUGGCUGGCGUAUGAAACUUCAGAAGAAAGUGGAAUAGUUAACCCUUCUAUGUUCAUCUCCAUCUAUGCAAUUAUUGCCGCUGUUUCGCUUAUCUUGGUAGUGAUGAGAUGUUACUUCUUUACAAUCUUGGGUUUAAAGACUGCACAAAUUUUCUUCGCACAAAUUCUUCGUAGUAUCUUGCAUGCGCCAAUGUCUUUCUUUGACACUACUCCCUCUGGAAGAAUUCUAAGCAGGGCAUCCUCUGAUCAGGCCAAUGUUGAUGUCCUUCUUCCCUUGUUCACGGGAAUUGUUAUUUCCAUGUACAUUACAGUGAUCAGCAUAUUUAUUGUCACCUGUCAAAAUUCAUGGCCAACAGUGUUUUUGAUAUUCCCUCUUAUUUUGUUGAAUAUGUGGUAUCGGGAUUACUAUCUUGCAUCAUCUCGUGAAUUAACUCGUUUGGAUUCAAUUACCAAAGCACCAGUUCUUCAUCACUUCUCUGAAAGCAUUGCAGGGGUCAUGACAAUUCGUGCAUUUAGACGGCAAAAGAAUUUUUGUCGAGAAAAUCUCAAACGGGUGAAUGAUAAUUUGCGUAUGGAUUUUCACAACUAUAGCUCCAAUGUGUGGUUGGGAAUACGCUUAGAGUUGCUUGGAAGCUUUGUCUUUUGUAUUUCUUCCAUGUUCAUGAUCAUCUUACCCAGUAGUAUCAUAAAGCCAGAAAAUGUCGGCUUAUCCCUCUCUUAUGGGUUGUCCUUAAAUUCUUUCUUGUUUUGGGCAAUAUACUUGAGUUGUUUCAUCGAAAACAAGAUGGUGUCUGUUGAGAGGAUAAAGCAGUUUAUAAAUAUUCCUUCGGAACCAGCAUGGAAUAUCAAGGAUCAUCUACCUCCUUCAAAUUGGCCAAGUCAAGGAAAUGUAGAUAUAAAAGACUUGCAGGUCAGAUAUCGUCCAAACACUCCUCUGGUUCUGAAAGGAAUUACUUUAAGCAUUAGUGGAGGUGAAAAAGUUGGUGUUGUGGGUCGAACUGGUAGCGGAAAGUCAACUUUAAUUCAAGUAUUCUUUAGGCUGGUGGAACCUUCGGAAGGAAAAAUAAUAAUUGACGGUGUUGACAUAUCCUUCUUGGGACUUCACGAUCUUAGAUCACGGUUUGGUAUCAUUCCUCAAGAACCAGUGCUUUUUGAAGGAACUGUGAGAAGCAACAUUGAUCCAAUUGGAGAAUAUACAGAUGAAGAAAUAUGGAAGAGCUUGGAACGUUGUCAACUAAAAGAUGUUAUUGCCGCCAAGCCUGAAAAACUAGAGUCUUUAGUGGUGGAUAAUGGAGAGAACUGGAGUGUGGGACAGAGACAGUUACUUUGUCUAGGGAGGGUUAUACUUAAGAAAAGCCGACUUUUGUUCAUGGAUGAGGCAACAGCUUCUGUUGAUUCUCAAACUGAUGGUGUGAUUCAGAAGAUCAUAAGAGAGGAGUUUGCAUUAUGCACCAUCAUCAGCAUUGCUCACAGAAUACCCACAGUCAUGGACUGUGACAGAGUUUUAGUUGUUGAUGCAGGGCGAGCGAAAGAAUAUGAUAAGCCUUCAAAUUUGCUUAAGAAGAAAUCUCUCUUUGGGGCAUUAGUUGAAGAAUAUGCCAACCGCUCCAGUGGACUAUAA
Messenger RNA from Sphenostylis stenocarpa, 4533 nucleotides. The record is from the annotation of a GenBank genome assembly. NCBI's taxonomy places the organism in Eukaryota, Viridiplantae, Streptophyta, Magnoliopsida, Fabales, Fabaceae.